Metschnikowia bicuspidata var. bicuspidata NRRL YB-4993 is the source of this 2390-nucleotide messenger RNA. It is a transcript of the gene EMP70, whose product is annotated as Emp70p. Lineage: Eukaryota; Fungi; Ascomycota; Pichiomycetes; Serinales; Metschnikowiaceae. Gene Ontology annotation, cellular component: endosome; fungal-type vacuole membrane. The record is from RefSeq and is a predicted model, not a curated record. Gene Ontology annotation, biological process: vacuolar transport; protein localization to membrane. The transcript has a single exon. Bases 310 to 2223 code for a protein of 637 amino acids.
GUUUGAAGGAGAUAAGAGCAGUAACAGAUAAGCUCAGAAAAAACCGCUUUUACAAUUGAAGCUCGAUUAUGCAAUAAUUUUUUGCAACUACAGGUACUCCGGUGUAUAACUUCUUUUACAGGUAUUAUCGACGGCGGAGUUACUCGUAUGAUUGGCGAACGCCCGAGUAUUCUACGCAGAAUGCAAAUCCCUCGAAUAUCACUGAUCCUGUACAUCCCUGUGCUGGUUUUUUUUCUAGCGUGUCACGUCUAAAUCGUGGAAGAACCGUGUUAUUUUUUCCUCCUUUCGAAAGAAGUCGUUUUGGGCCCAAUGAAGACCUAUAUUUGGACAUUGAUUCUGAGCCUCUUGUUAUGGACGGGCUUGGUCUCGGCAUUUUAUUUGCCUGGUGUAGCUCCAACAAACUACGCCGAAGGUGAUUCCAUCAAAUUAUUCGUAAACCAUUUGACCCCCUCCUCGAAUCAUAUGGCCAGUUUCAAAUCGAAGGGAAAGUCCAAGGUCACAGUUUAUUCUUACGACUACUAUUACCCAAAGUUCAAGUUUUGUAAACCCAAGGAUGGUCCUAAAAAGCAACUGGAGUCUUUGGGUGCCAUUAUCUUUGGUGAUCGUAUUUUUGACUCUCCAUUUGAGAUUAACAUGUUGAAAGAGGUCAAUUGCCAAGCUCUUUGCCUGUCUCCUUAUUCCAAAGUGGAUUCAGUUUUUGUGAAUAGAAACAUUCGUGCUGGAUAUUCCCAUAAUUGGAUUGUUGAUGGCUUACCCGCGGCUAGACACGUUACCGAAAGAAGAACAAACACCGAUUUUUACAGUCCUGGCUUCCCCAUCGGAAGUGUUGAUGACGAAGAACAGCCCCAUUUACACAAUCACUACAUCAUUCACAUCGAGUAUCACAAGAGAAAUGAAAAUAACUUCAGAGUCGUUGGAGUAGUUGUGGAAGCCGCCUCUCUUGAUAGAAAUGGAAUCGAUGAAUCCAAAGCAAGCCCCGAACAGUUGUGUGACGCUGAUUUGCCUCCUGUGACUUUGUCGAAUGUGAAGGAUAGCAAUGUGUUGUUUACAUACUCGGUCAAGUUUGUUGAGUCUGAGACCGCUUGGGCUACGAGAUGGGACAAGUACUUGCAUGUAUACGACCCAAAAAUCCAAUGGGUCUCUUUGAUUAAUUUCUCGGUAGUUGUUGUGAUUUUGGCCAUAAUCAUGGCUCAUAUUUUGGUAUCAACUUUGAAGAAUGACAUCAUCAAGUACAAUGAAAUCAAUUUGGAUGAUGAUGUUGCCUACGAGAGUGGUUGGAAAUUGGCGUACGGCGAUGUCUUCAGAUCCCCAUCCAAUAGGAUGCUUUUAUCAGUCUUAGUGGGAUCUGGUACCCAGAUUUUCUGCAUGAUUCUUGUCACGAUUGUUUUCGCAUUAUUCGGUCUCUUAUCCCCCUCGAACAGAGGUGCAUUAUCGACAUUCAUGUUCAUCUUGUUCAUCUUUUUUGGUAUCAUCUCAUCAUAUGUCAGUGGAUAUAUCUACAGAUUCUUCGGUGGCGAGAAUUGGAAGCUUAACUUAAUCUUGACUCCUACCGUUGUACCAGGAAUUCUCUUCGGUGUCUUUGCAUUCUUGAACUUUUUCUUGAUACAUGUCAACUCAUCGGGUGCUAUUCCAGUGGGAACCAUGGCUGCAAUUAUUGUGAUCUGGUUCUUGAUUUCCCUUCCCUUGUCUGUCGUCGGAUCUAUUUGGCAAUCAAAACGCUCUACAUUGUCGGUUCCAGUGAGAACAAAUCAAAUCCCAAGACAGAUCCCCCCACAACAUUGGUAUUUGAGAACUGUCCCAGCAAUGAUUAUGUGUGGUCUUUUUCCUUUCGGAUCUAUUGCCGUUGAGUUGUAUUUUAUUUAUUCGUCGCUCUGGUUCAACCGCAUUUACUACAUGUUUGGGUUCUUGUUUUUCUGUUUUGUUUUGAUGGUUUUGACGACGGGGUUGAUCUCUGUCUUGUCCAUUUACUAUACGUUGUGUAGUGAGAACUACAAAUGGCAAUGGAAAUCUAUUUUUGUCGGUGGUGGAUGUUCUUUGUAUGUCUUCGUGCAUUCUUUGUUCUUCAUUGGCGACGAGGCAUUUGCCAAUUUCACAUCUUUAGUAUUAUUUGUGGGAUAUUCGGGUGUGAUAUCGUUCUUGGUCUUUUUGGUUUGCGGAGCUGUUGGAUUUUUGAGUAAUUUGUUUUUCGUUAGAAAAAUUUACUCACAAAUUAAGAUAGACUAAUUUGGCGUGAGUUGAAUGGCCUUGUAAUUUACAGAUAGGACGCAAAAAAUUGAGUCAUUUAUUUUGUCGUAAAAUGGGGUCAGCCUUGUGUGAAGUGAACUAAGUUAAAGUAUGUUCAAUAGUGGUUUGUUAAAUCUGCAUCUUUAAUCUCAUAGCCACCCAUCCAU